UAGAGGUGUUACGGGAUGACAGCUGGAAGAGCAUCUGUAACGCCAAGCUUUGAUCAAAGGGCAGCUGAGAUCGUUUGCCAGGAACUAAAAUGUGGAGCUCCAAAAGAAUAUCGAGGAGGAAUGUUUGGUCAAGGAACGAUUUCAGUUUGGGAGAAAAAGAUUCAGUGCACAGGAAAUGAAGCAAACGUUUUUGAUUGCCCAUCCUCAGAAACUUCAGCAGAGCAUUGUACUCAAAGAAAGGAUGUUGGCCUUGUUUGUGUUCCUUACAGACUGGUGAACGGCUUCAGCUCCUGUUCUGGUCGAGUUGAACUUUACUAUGGGCAGCAGUGGGGGACCAUCUGUGAUCGCUACUGGGACCUGCAGGAUGCCAGUGUUUUCUGCAAUCAGAUAGGGUGUGGAUAUGCAACUGAAGCUCCUGGACAGGCCAAGUUUGGAGAAGGUCAAGGAGAAAUCUGGAGAGAUAAUCUUCAGUGUGAGGGAAAUGAAUCUGACUUGACAAAGUGCCCAGCUCUUGAUUAUGGACAAGAGGAGUGCACACAUAGGAAUGAUGCUGGAGUUAUUUGUUCUCGUGAGUAUUUUUACAUGAUUUGUUCAUCUAAAUGA
Molecule: messenger RNA, 603 nt
Organism: Polypterus senegalus (gray bichir)
Lineage: Eukaryota; Metazoa; Chordata; Cladistia; Polypteriformes; Polypteridae
Product: scavenger receptor cysteine-rich type 1 protein M130-like
Exons: 2
Coding region: 16-603 (195 amino acids)
Cellular component (GO): membrane
Source: RefSeq, a predicted model, not a curated record